Molecule: messenger RNA, 1524 nt
Organism: Rhodamnia argentea
Lineage: Eukaryota; Viridiplantae; Streptophyta; Magnoliopsida; Myrtales; Myrtaceae
Exons: 12
Coding region: 13-1263 (416 amino acids)
Source: RefSeq, a predicted model, not a curated record
UGCGCGAGCUCGAUGGCGACGCGAGACCAGAUGGAGGCGGCAUCGUCGACCGGUGAUCUCGAUGUGGACGCGAUUCGAAGCCGAGCGAGGGAGCUCAAGCAAAUAUGCGGGAAUUGCACGGAGCACGCGACGGAUUUGUCCCCGGCCGACUUAGAAGAUUUGCUUAACCGAUGCGUUCUGGAAUUCGAGAGCGGAGUGAAGCAGAUUGUGUCAGGGUAUUCCGAUGUGAAUGGCUUGGGGCAAGAAGACUUGAUUGAAUGUGCAGAUGCGUUCUUAGGACAGUUGAAGGAGGAGCGGGAUGCAGUGCAAGCUGAAAACAAUAAAAUCUCUGAUGAAGUUGAGGUUAUCACAAGAUCCAUAAUGGCUGAUUCUAUUGCUUUAGAGAGUGACCUUGAAGGGCUGGAAUAUUCUCUGGAUCUUAUUCGCUCACAGGGUCUAAUAAAGGGAAAGGCUGGAAUGGAUAGUCAAUCGAGUUUGCUGAAUGCAGAUGUGUGCCACAAGUUCGAGGCCCUAGAUCUUCAAAGUCAAAUUGAGGAGAAAAAGAUGCUGUUGAAAUCUCUUGAGCAUAUAGACUGUCAACUAAGGAAGGAUGAUACAGUUGAACAAAUUGAGGAUGCUUUGACAGGAUUAAAGGUCAUUGAAAUUGAUGGAAGUUGUAUACGCUUGUCGCUGAACACUUAUCUUCCAAAAUACGAAAGCUACCAGCAGAAGAUGGAAGAGGCCAUUGAGACUGUGGAAUUGAACCAUGAGUUGCUGAUUGAACUUGUGGACGGGUGUUUGGAGCUAAAAAAUGUUGAGAUUUUUCCCAAUGACGUGCAUAUCGAUGAUAUUGUUGAUGCUGCAAAAGCUUUCAGGCAGUCAUUUUCAGAAUUGACGAUACAUCAGACACCACUGGAGUGGUUCGUGAGGAAAGUGCAGGAAAGGGUUAUUUUGUCAACCUUGAGGCGAUUUGCAGUCAAGACUGCAGCUAGAUCAAGGCACUCCUUGGAGUACAUUGAUAGAGAUGAAACUAUUAUAGCUCAUAUGAUUGGUGGGAUUGAUGCAUUAAUAAAGGUGCCUCAAGGUUGGCCAGUGCUGAACAUUGCACUGAAGCUCAAGUCAUUGCAGAGUUCAGAUCGUCAUGUGAGAAAUAUCUCUUCAAGUUAUCUUCGGAAGGUUGAGGAAGCAGCCAACUCUUUAGAUCCCCAGCGAAGGCAGAACUUGUCAAGCUUCGUGGAUGAUAUCGAGAAGAUACUUAAGGAUUUCGAAUUCCAGUCGAGGUAGAGGUUAUAACCAAGCCCGGGAUGUCACCAAGGUUAUAUAUCCUAUCUAGUUGCGUUCUAAUAUCAUGAAUCAUUCUCUCGGCACUUUUUUCUGGCAUGGUUUUAUACAAGUCUAUCCAUCAGGGACACGUUGUAUAAUUCACCAAGCAUCAUCCCAGAGACUAAUGGUUCGCAGACUAAAUAUUCCCCGGCAUAAUAUCUAUAUUGUUGUUCCAUCUUUCCAUGCCAUUCGAAAGCGAUGUAACUGCUGACAGUGUUUUAU